This is a messenger RNA of Amphiprion ocellaris (clown anemonefish), 2345 nucleotides long. It is a transcript of the gene map1lc3a, whose product is annotated as microtubule-associated protein 1 light chain 3 alpha. Gene Ontology annotation, biological process: autophagy of mitochondrion; macroautophagy; cellular response to nitrogen starvation. Gene Ontology annotation, cellular component: autophagosome membrane; cytosol; autophagosome. NCBI's taxonomy places the organism in Eukaryota, Metazoa, Chordata, Actinopteri, Pomacentridae. The record is from RefSeq and is a predicted model, not a curated record. The coding region runs from base 137 to 502 and encodes 121 amino acids. Gene Ontology annotation, molecular function: ubiquitin protein ligase binding. The transcript is spliced from 4 exons.
CUGGCUUUGUUUAGCGGCUCGAGCUUCAGACCGACCGGAGACACCGAGGCUCCUUCAGCACCGACAACACCGAGACUACCGGAGCUCCGAGCCGCUUAUCACCGGGCCGUCGCCGAGCUACGACCCCCACACAGGCAUGCCGUCCGACAGACCCUUCAAACAGCGGAGGACAUUCGCUGACCGAUGCAAAGAGGUCCAGCAGAUCCGUGAGCAGCACCCCAACAAGAUCCCAGUGAUCAUUGAGAGGUAUAAGGGAGAGAAGCAGCUUCCUGUUUUGGACAAGACCAAGUUCCUGGUUCCUGAUCAUGUCAACAUGAGCGAGCUGGUGAAGAUCAUCAGACGUCGGCUGCAGCUGAACCCCACCCAGGCCUUCUUCCUGCUGGUCAACCAGCACAGCAUGGUGUCUGUCUCCACGUCCAUCUCUGAGAUCUACGAGCAGGAGAGGGACGAGGACGGCUUCCUCUACAUGGUCUACGCCUCUCAGGAGACCUUCGGCUGCUAGGAGGUCUGAUGGAGGUCUGGUCCAGGUCUGAUCCUCCUCCCUAUGGUCAGUCAGUCCCAUUAAAGCCUGAGGAGCUGUUUCAUUUCCUGAGGUCUCAUUUAGAACCAGCCGGUGGAGUUUAGAAGAUGUCUUCUAGAGAAGCUGAACUUUAAAGGCUCAGACUCCGUCCUCCUCCGUCUGGAAGCUCCAUCCUCAUUUUUUUAACUCACGUUGUUUUUAAAUCCUACUUUAGUUUGUAGCUCUGCGUUUGUUUUCAUCACACGUUUACCGUCAGCCCGAAGCUACCAAGCAGCGGACUGUCUCCAUGGUUACCGCAGGCUCAACGGUUACCGUCAGAUUCCACGGUUACCGUCUGGUACCACGGUUACCGCCGAGUCAGCGGUUACCGUUGGGCUCCACGGUUACCGUCCGGCUCCAUGGUAACCGUUGUUUUCCACGGUUACCGUUGUUCUCCAUGGUUAUCGUCCGGCUCCAUGGUAACCGUUGUUUUCCACGGUUACCGUUGUUCUCCACGGUUACUGUCGGCGGUGACCUUCCGUGUGCAAUAUUUCCUCACCUCCCUGUAAAGAUACCGUCAGCUCUCACUCACACAAGGGAACUAGCAUUAGCAUUAGCAUUAGCCACCAUCUGUUAAAGAGCACAACAGCAUCACGACUCACCAUUUAGAGCGACCAAUCAGGUGGAAGCAUGAAGGAUUCACUCCCAUCCAGCCUAAAGGUGAAGCCCUUUUCAGACACCAGAUCCGAACGUUUCUGCUCCAUCAGUGAGUUAAAGUUUCACGUUAUUUUACAUGACAUCUGCAGCACAGGAAGUGGUUUAUAGAACAGAAUAACUAAAUCUGCUGCAAGAGAUCAAACUAAACUCUCAGCCGUCUGAGGGAAGAAAAGUUUGACUAGAAGUUCAAAAAUGAUCCAUCCUGUCUCCAUGAUGAGGAAAACACACAGCAACAAACUGUUUGGUUUAAUUUAGAGGAAAUGUUUAGGAAUAUUUCCUCUGAGUUAAUUAGGAUCCAUAAAAGGGACAGCUGCUUUAAUUUAGAGGAAAGCCUCCUAAACAUCUGGAAACAACCAUCAUUGAGACUGUCAUUAUUGGUGAUACUCCGACCUGUUAAAUUCUGUUUUCAUCGCAGUAAAGUUAGAUUUUUAAAACAUUUCAGUUUCUGAUCAAUACUUCAAACUGCUUCUUUUCCUUUUUCUGCCGUUUUUGAAUCAGUUUCGGUGCUAAAAUGUGGAAAAUUAAUUCCGCAAAUCGCCUCACAGGCAUCAAAGUCCCGUCAAUUGUUUGCAACUUUAACAGAAAGAUGAAGUGUCUGAAAAGAGUUUUACUGGUUGGGAUCAUUUAAUCUUGUGUUUAAUCCCCCGUUUUUCCUCCUGAGCUGGAAGGUUAUAAUAAUAAAUAUUAAUAAUAAAUCCAGUAAGAAAAGCUUGUCAAACACUACAGUAGCGUAGAAUAAACCGUAUUUAAUGUAGGAAUGAAUGAGCUUCUUUUGCACAUGAAUUUAUCUGAAUAUUAAAGAGUUUUUUUUAGGAUUUUCUUGUUUUUUAUCUGCUCCUGUCAUCCGUCUGCCUUUUCUUUAACUUCACUUUAAAGACAGAAAAAAGCUCCUGAUGCAUGUUUUUCCUUCUUUUUUUUUUUUAUAUACAUGUACUUUGAUUUGACUUUGGAUAUGAUUUGUUUUUAAUUUUUAGAUGUUUUUUUCCCAAACCAAAAACUGAAGAUAAAUGUAAACAGUGUGCGUAUCAGCGAUCAUAUAAUCAGCUGUUCUUAUUUAGAGUGUAAAUAGACGCUGCAGCAGACUCAAAGCAUUUGCCAAGAAAUAAAAGUGUUGCCUUUAAAAGACUCA